GCCGUCGUCGCGCGUUAGUUUUUUAAUUUUUUCGUUGGCGUCGGCAGCAUUUUGGGUCGGCUAAAAUAAUUUAAGUGACCAAAGGAUUUACACAUUCAAAUCGUAUUGGUUUUCGUGUUUACCCAAAAGAGAUCGUGCAACACGUACAGAUUGUGCAAAGUACAAAAGUAAAAGUGGAACCAAUGCUCAGCAAAAUGGCACAAUCGAAUAAUGUGGGAGCAGGAGGCGCAGGUCCUGCUGUCGGCGGACGUCGUGUGCCGCUUUCCUUGAGCAGCGGCACCGGAAGCAGCAGCUCAGUGUCCCGUCUUCAGCAGGCAGCUUCUGGUAGCAAUGGACGCUCCAAUAGUCCAAAUAUGAACAACAAGAAAAAUGAACAGGCUGCCAAUGGACCAUUCGUGUCUAUAAAGAAGGUUAAGGAACAGCAAUCCUCGUCGUCUUCCAACAGCUCCAGCUUGAAAGAAUCGAAAGAGAAGAAGAAUCAAAAUGGCGUUAGCAAAUCUACAAAUGGCAAUCAAAAGUCUUCACAGAACGGCGGCAGCUCCAAUGUCGCUGUAUCCAAGGAGCAACAGAAAAAGGAGAAGGAAAAGCAUGCCGAAAAGCCAAAAGAAACCAAGGAGGAAGCCAAACCAAUUGUGGCUGUAAAAGAAACAGAAAGUGAAGUGAAGGUAGCAGCUACGCCCACAGCAGAAUCUGCUGUCGAUGCCAAGAAAAACAAAGAACCAGUAGCAGCAGCUGAAAUCAUUGAAUUGGAUGAUGAACCCGAAGUAAUGGUGGUUCCCGAACCAACUACGCCAACUUCGGAGCGCAAAUCAUCGCGUAAAACAUCAAAUCAACAGAAAACUCCCACUAAGGCUGAGCAAAUCGAAGCUUUACCACAAGAACAAAAGAAAGAACCAGAAACUGUUGAAAUCGUUGCUGCGAAUCUAGCUGAGGCUGUCGCAGAUGUUGAGAUGGAAACACUGGCUGUAGAGGCAUCGCCUAUCCGAAGCGAGCCAGUUUCUCAACCUGCGGCUACUUCCACACCUGGUCGCAAUCUCUUUGGCUUCCGCAGCAACAGCAAACAGACCAAAGAAGUUGAACUGGCCGCCCAGCCAUCCAGCUCCCCAGCUGGAACUCCAGCUCGCACCUUUGCUCAGAUCAGCGGUCGUCGCAGCAUACGGCCCGAGACAGCACUAACACCUGGCAAACUGGGCAACUAUCGUUGCAUCAACACCAGUGAGCUAGACACUUCGAACUGCACCAACACCAGCAUGAAUGCCACCGUUGGCUCCGAGAUUCCCAACAGCUCGUCGUUCUCGUUCUCCUUCUUUGGGCGUGGUCGCAAACGUGAGCGCACACCACCGCCACUAGCGGGCAGCCAGUCAACUACUGACCUGGCCCGCGAUAUUGAGAUGUCUCCACCAAAACGUGCGCGCUUCGAGCUCUUCAGCAUGAACUUAGCAUCGCCAUUCAGCAUGUUGCGUUCACGUUUCUCCAAGGCAACCAUUAACUCGCCAUCAACACGUCUGCGUUUGGACGACACACCGCCAGCUGGCGAGGAAGAAGAGGCUGAGAAUGGCGGAGAGGUGCAGAAUGUGUCGGGCAUUGUCAUCCAAGAGGAGGAGCAACAGCUAAACAAAUCGACAGCCAGCAAUGAAGUUACUGUUGCCCAGGAAGCUGGUCUGGAGACACCCAAAAAGGGCGGAUCGCCAGUCAAGGAAGCCGCUGAGGACAACAACAAGGAUGUGGAACUAAACAAUAAGGAUGUGGUGGGCGAUGAUCUAGUAGCCAAUGUGCCAGCUGCUGAAGUGGAAGGAUCCACCACCGAGGUUGAAGGCGCCAACCGAUCUCGUUGCGCUAUAAUGUGAACAAAUUUCCCGAUCCUCUUCCCGCUGUUCUUAUUAAAUUAGCUCUUAAGUUCAAUGUCAUUCAUUUAGUAGUGUUUAAUAACUCUUUGGUAAUUUGUGUUCUUUGCGAAUAAUUACAUGUUAAGAGUAAGCAUAUCAAUUAGGGGCUGCAACCAAAGCCAUCGUAUGAAGCGUUGACUCCUCUUUUCCGGCUUGAAGGAAAUGUCAGUCAAACGCUAAACACAAUUUGCAGCCCUAUUGUCAACAAUGGCGAUUUCUUGCUAGAUAUCUCCCAUAUUUAUUUAAUGUGGCAGAUAUGCACCGACAAAUCGUUAAAUAUUGUUAGGAUACACAUAUAUGAUUUCAGUACCCAAACAAUUUUGGGUACAACAAAAAACAAAAAAAUACCUUUUGUAGACAACAAACCAAUCUCUCAAUCACAUACAUAUAUAGUCUUAGUAAAAUAUUUUAAGCUAAAAUGAUUUGUAUAUGUAUUUGCGAGUUUUCUGUGUUUUAUUCGUCAGAGUAUUUGUACAAUACGCAACCACAAAGUAAUAUGUAAAGAGUAUCGCAUAUUUCAAAUAAAGAUCAGAUUUAUUAAA
Molecule: messenger RNA, 2428 nt
Organism: Drosophila albomicans
Lineage: Eukaryota; Metazoa; Arthropoda; Insecta; Diptera; Drosophilidae
Product: immunoglobulin A1 protease autotransporter
Exons: 2
Coding region: 183-1847 (554 amino acids)
Source: RefSeq, a predicted model, not a curated record